Molecule: messenger RNA, 973 nt
Organism: Mytilus trossulus (common blue mussel)
Lineage: Eukaryota; Metazoa; Mollusca; Bivalvia; Mytilida; Mytilidae
Product: biogenesis of lysosome-related organelles complex 1 subunit 6-like
Exons: 6
Coding region: 144-713 (189 amino acids)
Biological process (GO): intracellular transport
Cellular component (GO): BLOC-1 complex; transport vesicle
Source: RefSeq, a predicted model, not a curated record
AUGCUUAAAGACUAAGUCAUUCUAAGGGAGGUAACUAAAAGUGACAAAGUGAAAGUAGGAGGAGCGAACAAAACGAAAAAUGUUGCGAAAAACGAAUAGCUACUGAUUUUAUUUUAUAUAACACAAAUACAAUAUUUUAUGAAAUGUCAGACCAAAAAGAUGAUGUGAAGGUUGAGCAUCAACAGGAUACUUUAAAUGAAGAUUCUAGUGAACAUACAGAUGAUACUAAUAAUGCAACCGAAGAAGAUGUGAAAACAGAUAGCAAGGGAGAUAAUUCUACAGAUGACCAAGGAAGUUCUGAGUUGGCUAUAAAUCCAGAAACAUUAGAAAAGUUAACUUUAGGAUUCCUGUCUCAUUGUUUACCAGAUUUACAAAGAGCUAAAGGAUCAUUAACUGAAAUAUUAACCAGUCAGAACAUUUUACAUGAAACAGCACAAAAUGAAAACAGUAAAUUUAAGAUGAAUGAAGACGUAGAACAAACUAUGGCCAAAAUGAAGCUUUACCAUGCCAAGUUGUUAUAUUUAAAGAGGGAAAUGAAUCACCUUGGAGAGAAGUCAUUUAAGCUCAAGAAGAGAGGAAUAAAACUUCAGCAACAGAAAAUUAAAGAGGAAUUACAGAAACAAGAACAAGAAGAGAAAGAAAAGAUGAGGGAGGAAAUGUUAACAGCCAAAAUUGCUAAGAAACGAUCAUCUAGCCAAUCAGAAAAGAGCUAGUAUCAUGUCUAGCCAAUCAGAAAAGAGCUAGUAUCAUUUAAAAAUACUUUGAAUUACUGUUUUACUUGCAACUUCCAUAAAAUUUUAUUUUUAAAAAUGCUGACCAAUGUGAUAAUGUUUAUUAAUGGCACAAUAGUUAUUUGUUGGUGUUUGAACUAUUAACAUGAGGCCGGAUGAUGCCUAUUAUAACCUGUUAUUUUGCUUAUUCUUUAUUUCAUUUUGAAAAAGAGGCCAUGAUUCUAGAUUGUUUUGAUAAUGAC